Messenger RNA from Brassicogethes aeneus, 3140 nucleotides. Lineage: Eukaryota; Metazoa; Arthropoda; Insecta; Coleoptera; Nitidulidae. The record is from the annotation of a GenBank genome assembly.
UGGCAUUACCGCAAUUCGUUAGUGACAGAAGUGACAGUUAAAUCAAUAAACACUGAAAAACAAACAACAAAAUGAGUGUAUUGUUGUUUAAUCGCGUUAAAAGGUAAGUGAAGCGGGAAAUAUGGAAAUCAACAUUGAGACGGCGGUACGCGUGUGCCCCGUGCCGUUCGACAACAACAUUUGCGUGCAAUCGAAUACGUUGAAUAACACAAUCGAAUUGCCCCACAAUCAGAGUUUUCCUGUUAAUUACGCCCUUCCGUCGGACUGCUGCCAAUCUACGGUGUUUAAUUCGGUUGCUAGCCCUCUGGUUAAUUAUCUACUCGAAGGGUGUGAUGUUUCGGUGGUCACAUUUGGACAAUCAGGCACUGGUAAAUCAUAUACAAUCCUUGGUCCUGGAUUUCAUUUUGCAUCCAGUGAGUCUGAGUAUGGAAUUAUUCCAAGAUUUAUCAGGGAAGUGUUUUCCAAAGUUUCCCAAAGGAAAGAUAGGAAUACAUCUUUACAUAUUACAUGGUCUCAAAUUGUUGGGGAAACUGUUCAGGAUCUGAUCGGAGGAGGAAGCGUCGAAUGCCCGGACGUGUUGGACGCAUUCCAGCUGCUACAGCUGGGGCUAUCGAACUUGGCCCCAAAAUGCGCGCAUACUCUUUUCACGCUAACCCUAGAGCAACAAUGGUCGAUGGAGGGCGCAAUCCAGCACCGAAUAUCGACGGCAAGCUUUGCCGAUCUGGCCGGCAGCGAAAAAAUCAUCCUGUACGAUAAUCAGGGGAUGCUGCAGAGUUAUCCUACCGACCCCGGCUUGCAAGCUUUACAGAGGUGCAUCGCAAUCAUGUCCGAUAUUUACACCCCCAUGUUUAACAACGUAAAUAAUUUGAUACCGUACACGCAGUCGGUGCUGACGACGUUGUUGAAGGACUCGUUUGGCGGGAGGGCGAAGACCGUUUUGAUUUGCUGCGUGUCUCCUUUGCUGCAAGACUACAGCGAGACGGUUUACAGCUUGAACUUGGGCGUGCGCGCGCAAAUGAUAAAAAACAUCGUCACGGUGAAUUCGUAUACGACAGCGGUUGCAAAUGAGGCGAAUCAGGAGGGGCAAGUGAUGGACGUAUUCGGGUUGCAGUUCGCGGCGAAUCAGCUGCUAAAGUUGGUGGGGAAUGCGGAGGAGUUGUUUCAGCGACUGAUCUCGAACGGCACGUUGAGUAGAACCGAGAUGGAGCAAGUUUCGCAAUGGUUGAUGCUGAAACAAGAGUGCGAGGAGUGUUUGAGCGAAGAUUCCGAACCGUCGCAUCGUUCUUUGGAGAGAAUCGAGGAGGAAAUCGAGGACAGUGAAAAUAAUAGCGAGAGCAGCGACGAAGGCAGCGAGCCGGUCGCCGAUUCGGCGCUGCACGACAAAUUGGACUCGCUGAUGGACGCUUUUAAAAGUCAAACGGAUAAAAUGAUCUCGAAAGCGAUCGCCGCCGACGAUUUCAUCGUUUCCUUCACCAAAGACAGCAUAGGUUCGAACAAUUUGAACAGGAUGAGGGGGGCGCGCGGACGUAGGGCGUCAAUCCAUUCCGCCGAAGAUUUAACCACUUCAAUGUCCAUAAAUUCUUCGAAAGUGAGCCAGGAGGAGGAUGCAAACCAGCUGCAACCAGACGCCCCUCUCACUCUCGAUGCUAUGAAGAAGAUGCUGAAGCAGAUUUCGGCGUCGAUUCAAGGACACCAGAGGCAAAUCGCCAAUUUGGAGAAAACGAUCCAGGAGAAGGAGAAUUUCAUGAAGCAGAUCGAGAAACACAAGGACACGAAAUCGAACGCGCACAUGAAUAUCCAGCAGAAGUGCCAGCGAUUGAAGAAACACGUCGAAACGGCACAGGAGAAGGUGACGCAAGCGCAGAUACACAAAAACACCUACCUGGAGGAACACUACAAAUCCGAGCUUGUUGCGGUGGAGGAAAAACUGCAAUCGUCCACCGCUUUGGAGGAAUCCCUGAAGAACAUCACAGAAGAUGGAAGCAGGAAACUGAUGGAGCUCGUGAAUAGCUUGAAAGCGUCGAAAAAACAGCUCGAAAAGCUGAAAAAACACAAAAGCGAGGAAGAAAAGCGUCGCGUGCUCUACGAGAACCAAAUCAAGGAGGAGAAGAAAAAGGCCGAUUCGAUAGCGAAAAGCGGGGAAAUUACGCAAUCGAAAGAGCGCACGGUCGUGCUGCUGAACCCCGAAGCAGCUGAAGCUGCAACGAUGCACAGCUCUUUCAGCAUAUCGAACGAGGAUUUGGAGUUUCUGCGGCACGAGAUCCGCAACCUGCGCAAAACGCGCGACUAUCUGCUCGAGCAAAAGUGCUCGAUAAACCAGGGCGGCGGCGGCGGCAACGGAGGCGGCAAGAAGCUGCUCACCGAGCUGGAGGAGCGGCAGAUUUUCCAGUUCGAAGAGGCGAUCGAGGCCAUCGAUUUGGCGAUCGAGUACAAAAACGAGGUUUUGUGCGGACACCAGCCACUCGUCGAGCAGCAAAUCGAAAAAGCUGAAGCUGAACAGGGCGAUCGGAUGCUCAUGGACAGGCUCAUGCAUCUUAGCAAGAACGAGAUGAGGGUGCUUUUGCACAAGUACUUUGAAAAGAUUGUGGAUCUGAGGAGUAGCGGCAAAAAGCUCGAAAUGCAGUUGGUCGAUGUGGAAAAUCAAAACGAGAAUUUGCUGUAUCGCGUGCAGAAUUUGAGCCACACUUUACAACAGAAUCGUUUGGAGACUGAAAGGAGGGUUGUCUCGUUGCAACAACAGCACGAAGAUAAAAUUCAUAUUGUUAUGACGCACCUGGCGAGCGACGGGGCCGAUCACAGAAACCUGCACAGGGUCCUCACAGACAAAAAAGGUUUCCCAUUAAAGAUUGGAGGUGGAGGAGGCAGUUCAAAGGGAGAAAAAUCCUCUGCAGGAACCUUAUUGACAAGAAUCACACAAAUCACAAAGCCCGACAUUUUGAUGAGACCACUGCAAUCUGCUCCACAAGCAAGAAUCACCAGGAAUAAGAACAAGUUGUUUUUGCAGCAGACGCAAAAAUAAUAACCAUAAGCAUUACAUUACAAGUCAUUAUUGAGUUUUUUCUAGCAUGUAUAUAUUUAUUGUUUGUAAAUAAGUAGGAUUGUACGUUUAUUGAAAAUAAAAGUAAUAAAACUCCCAUUUU